CAGUGCUUUCUGAGGGACCAAAACAACACACACACUGGCAUGUUGUCACAACAGAAAUGACUGAAAACAUCAACAUGGCAUCGGGUUGACUGAGUUUCGAAAAACGUUUGAUAUUUGAAGAAGAAGAGAGAAAGAAAAAGAGUCAGAAUAAAGACCUCAUUACAGAGACCCCCCCUCCCCCGGGAAUAAGACAGAACAACAAUGGGUCUGUUUGAUAAACUCGCUGGCUGGUUGGGGCUGAAGAGGAAGGAAGUGAAUGUCUGUCUGGGAUUGGACAACAGCGGCAAGACCACUAUCAUCAACCAACUCAAACCAUCCAAUGCCCAGACACAAGACAUCGUCCCGACCAUUGGCUUCAGCAUCGAGAAGUUCAAGACAUCAAGUCUCUCCUUCACAGUGUUCGACAUGUCUGGCCAAGGGCGAUACAGAAACCUCUGGGAACAUUACUACAAGGAGGGUCAAGCCAUCAUCUUUGUGGUGGACAGUGGAGACAAGUUGAGGAUGGUGGUCGCUAAAGAGGAACUGGACACCCUCCUGAACCACCCAGACGUAAAGCACCGGCGGAUCCCCCUGCUGUUCUUUGCCAACAAGAUGGACGUGAGAGACGCCCUGUCUUCUGUCAAGGUCUCCCAGCUCCUCUGUCUGGAGAACAUCAAGGACAAGCCCUGGCACAUCUGUGCCAGCGAUGCUGUGAAAGGAGAAGGUUUACCUGAAGGUGUUGAUUGGCUGCAAGGUGCGGCAGACUCUCUCUCUGUCUCUCGUGGUUUCAGCACCACUAAAUGUGUUUGA
Messenger RNA from Oncorhynchus gorbuscha (pink salmon), 789 nucleotides. Its product is annotated as ADP-ribosylation factor-like protein 6. The record is from RefSeq and is a predicted model, not a curated record. Gene Ontology annotation, cellular component: cytoplasm; axoneme. Gene Ontology annotation, molecular function: GTPase activity; GTP binding. Gene Ontology annotation, biological process: cilium assembly; intracellular protein transport; protein localization to cilium. NCBI's taxonomy places the organism in Eukaryota, Metazoa, Chordata, Actinopteri, Salmoniformes, Salmonidae.